Molecule: messenger RNA, 597 nt
Organism: Dioscorea cayenensis subsp. rotundata (Guinea yam)
Lineage: Eukaryota; Viridiplantae; Streptophyta; Magnoliopsida; Dioscoreales; Dioscoreaceae
Exons: 1
Coding region: 1-597 (198 amino acids)
Source: RefSeq, a predicted model, not a curated record
AUGAUCGCGUGCGAUUUUAACCUACGUUUUGUAUAUGUUCGGGCUGGUUGGGAAGGAUCUGCUUCUGAUGCUAGAGUACUUCAGCAUUCAAUUGAUCACGGAUUCCAUGUCCCCCCCAAUAAAUAUUAUCUGGUGGAUGCAGGAUAUGCAAAUACUCCAAAAUUUAUUGCUCCAUACCGGGGUGUGCGAUAUCACUUACAGGAGCAAGGACGGGCAGGAUGUAGACCAAGUAAUUACAAAGAACUAUUUAAUUUGCGUCAUGCUUCAUUGAGAAAUCAUGUUGAACGCAUUAUUGGAGUCUUGAAAAUGAGAUUUCCUAUACUUAAAGUUGCAACCUUUCAUCCAAUAGAUUCCCAAACUGAUAUAGUAGUUUCCGCAUGUGUGUUGCAUAAUUUCAUACGUAUACACAAUGGCACGGAUGAAAUCGAAGAAAUCAAUAAUGGAGCUGACGAAGUUACCGUCCCAAAUGGAGAUGAUACAUAUCAAAAUGAUGUCAACGUACUGAACUCUGAUCGUAUUGCAGGUGCUCGCAAAAGAGAUGAAAUAGCGAUGCAAAUGUGGAAUGAUUAUUGUAACUAUCGUAGAAAUGUAAUUUAA